UUCAAUGUGGACGUUGUUAAAGGAGUCGUUUAGCUUGAAGUCGGUGAAAAUACAAGCACAAAGUUUGGGAUACGCACGGGCAUCAUAAAUAAACGACAACUUAGUUAAUGUUUGUUUUUGAAGAGUUUGCUAAGAUAGAGUUAUAAUCGAACUGUCAGCUUCGACGGAAGGAAAUUCAUGUCUGCUUUGUUAUUAUGUUGGACCCGUCUCCAUCUGACACCCCAGAGUGUGAGAACACGUCUACAUCCAAUAUGUAGUAGUGUAUGUAUUUACGCAGAACAUUUAAGGCGUCACAGCUCUGGGGAGACAAGAAGGAGAGUUGUAGUCACUGGCAUAGGCUUGGUGUGUCCCCUCGGCACAGGUACUUCGCUGCCCUGGGAGCGGCUUAUCAAUGCCCAGAGUGGAGUUAUUGCUUUAGACCCCGAGACGUACAAGGACGUUCCGUGUAAAGUGGCUGCUCUGGUACAAAGAGGGACCGAAAACGGCCAGUUUAACGAGGGGAGCUAUGUCUCCCGCAGUGACAUAAACCGUAUGUCCCCAGCCACAGUAAUGGCUCUUGGAGCUACACAGCUAGCUUUGGACGAUUCAGGUUGGUACCCUGCUUCUCAAACUGAACAGCUUAACACAGGGGUGUCUGUGGGCAUGGGCAUGGUUUCCUUGGAUGACAUUGCCCACACCUCUGCCGCCUUUCAGCAAAAGGGGUACAACAAAGUAAGCCCCUUCUUCGUGCCACGUAUCCUUGUUAAUAUGGCUGCUGGACACAUAAGUAUCAAACACAAACUGAAGGGUCCAAAUCAUGCGGUGUCCACAGCGUGCACCACAGGCGCACAUGCCAUUGGUGAUGGAGCGAGAUUCAUCGCCCAUGGGGAUGCAAUCGCUAUGGUAACAGGGGGAACCGAGUCAUGCGUAGGACCGUUGUCCAUUGCCGGGUUCGCAAGGGCACGGGCCCUCGCUACCAAAUGGAAUGACACACCAGAAUUGGCGUCGAGACCAUUUCACCCCGAGAGAGAGGGCUUUGUGAUGGGCGAAGGAGCUGCUGUGCUGCUGCUGGAGGAGAUGGAGCAUGCACUGAAGAGAGGAGCUCGGAUCUAUGCCGAGAUCCUGGGCUAUGGACUGUCAGGCGAUGCCAGCCAUAUCACUGCGCCUUCUGCAGAUGGUGAUGGGGCCUUCAGGUGCAUGUCUGCUGCCCUCAAAGAUGCUGGGGUCUCACCUGCAGACAUAACCUAUAUAAAUGCCCACGCUACGUCCACUCCGUUGGGCGAUGCAGCCGAAAACGCAGCCAUCAAAAGACUCUUCCAUCGAAACACAAAAAGCCUGGCCGUCUCGUCCACCAAAGGAGCCACGGGACAUUUGCUGGGAGCCGCAGGAGCCCUGGAAGCCGCUUUUACAGCUAUGGCCUGCUACCAUGGGAUCCUGCCCCCUACUCUUAACUUAGAUUGCACAGAGCCAGAGUUUGACUUGAACUAUGUUCCCUGCAAAACCCAAAUGUGGCAGACUCAGAGCCGGAGGGUUGCGCUCACAAACUCGUUCGGGUUUGGUGGUACCAAUGCAUCACUGUGUAUUGCCGGUGUGUGAGGAGACACAGUGUGUGUGUGAUAGUUUAACUGAGUAUUUGUCAGUAAUGCUAUAGGUGGUUGGUUAAAGGUAUAGGUUAAUGAUUUUAACCUUCCGGUUGUCCUUCGCAUUUUGUACACACUUGGCGUCCUCGCACCGGGUUUACAUCUCGUCCCAGAAUCAGAGUAUGCCGAAAACACACAAAUGCAUAUUAUCAGCCACCGGGUUUACCUAGACCCGAAGGACAACAUGAGGGUUAAACAGGUGAGAAGCUGUCGUAAGAGUUUUAGCUUGGUGAUUGUUCUUGUGUUCCUGUUGACAAAAACGCAUCUGGAUUGACCAUUGCAGUCAAAUUAAACUUUAAAAGAAGUAAAAAGGAGAAAAAAAAAACCAAAGUUCUGGUUGGAUUGUCUGGGUUUUUUUUUCACAUUUUAAACAUUUAUAUACAUUAGGGAUGUUCGAUAAUAUCAGCUGGCCGAUAUUAGCAUAAUUAUGUAAUGUCGGCUUUUCUUCAGAUAAAGAAAACCCGAUAACACAAUGCCAGGGUUGUGCCAAAUGUGUGCUCAAAAAAUAGUUUUGCAGAUAAAUGGCUGUAUAUUAAAAUGAAAGUCACUAGAUGGCAGCAUUGCAGCUCAUUUACACUCAUUAACGCUCAUUUAUUUUAAUAAUCAGCGGAUUGCAUGCAGAAUGCAGAUAAAUACAGAUAAAUAAAUAUUACCAGGCCUGUAUUUUCUUUGGAAUAUUUCCCCACUGUUGCACACAAGUAAAGUAGCUACAAUAUGUGUCCUUCUUAGUUAACUUGUGUAUGUAUGUACUAUUUUUUCACAUACAGAAUUUGGGAUAUUCAAACAGUGAAUGGUGUAUUUUUACAAUAGUGUUGUAUCACAGCGGCACUGUGAUUAUCUCCCCCCUCCCUGUUUUCCACAGUACCUGCUACCGUUGAAAUGACAAUGUUUUCACUCUUCUUUCACGCUUUUAUAACCUAUAUAAAUGCUCGUGCUGAUUUAUCGUAUUUUCUGGACUAUAAGUCACGCCAGAUUGCAAGUCAUGCCAGCCGAGAAAAU
Molecule: messenger RNA, 2618 nt
Organism: Cynoglossus semilaevis (tongue sole)
Lineage: Eukaryota; Metazoa; Chordata; Actinopteri; Pleuronectiformes; Cynoglossidae
Gene: oxsm
Product: 3-oxoacyl-ACP synthase, mitochondrial
Exons: 2
Coding region: 178-1575 (465 amino acids)
Biological process (GO): fatty acid biosynthetic process
Cellular component (GO): mitochondrion
Molecular function (GO): 3-oxoacyl-[acyl-carrier-protein] synthase activity
Source: RefSeq, a predicted model, not a curated record